Messenger RNA from Linum trigynum, 4134 nucleotides. Lineage: Eukaryota; Viridiplantae; Streptophyta; Magnoliopsida; Malpighiales; Linaceae. The record is from the annotation of a GenBank genome assembly.
AUACAUCUGCUGGUUUGGUUGUCUGAAGAGAAUAAAUUGAGGACGACAGAAGAUAUCGACGAGGUGAUCUCAGCUGAAAUUCCAGACCCUCAACAAGAUCCGGUUGGAUACGAAGCAGUCUGUAAAUCAUGCUGCAUGGCCCAUGUGGUGAAGCAAAUUCCAAUGCAUCGUGCAUGCGAGACAAGAAAAAACGCGCGAAUGGUAAAUGUUCCAAACAAUUCCCAAAGGAUUUCAACUCAGCCACAACAUUUGACAAGUUUGGAAAUGUAGUCUAUAGAAGAUCAAACACUGGCGUCGAGGUACAAAAGGGAAGUAUGACACUUGACAAUCGACAUGUUGUUCCAUACAACAGGAAUUUGCUUGUCAGAAUGCAAGCUCAUAUAAAUGUCGAGGUAUGUCACAAAGGUAAACUUAUCAAGUAUCUCUUUAAAUAUGUGACAAAAGAACCAGACAGAUCACUGGUAAUUGCUGAAAACGCUGAUGCAUCGCAAAAUAAUCCGGAAAUGCAAUCUGGGAGGCACAGAGAUGAAAUCCAACAGUACAUAGACUGUCGAUCGCUGUCUGUUUAUGAAGCCAUAUGGAGACUUAAUGAGUAUACAAUUCAUGUAAGAGAACCAUCAGUGGUGCGUUUGGGAGUUCACUUGGAUGGACAGCAAAAAGUACCUUAUAAGAAACAGUCCAAUGUGCGAAAUGUUUUGGGGAAUCCUAAUGUCGGAAAUACACAUUUGACAGAAUGGUUUGCUCUUAAUCGCAGGGAUCCUCAGGCAAGAGUCUUGACAUAUGCACAUAUACCAAAUAAUUGCACCUGGCUUCCUGAUUGUAAAGAAUGGAACCCUCGCAAAAAGGGAUUUGCGAUAGGGAGGGUUGCAUAUGUUCCACCAGGUUCUGGCGAUGUAUUUUUUCUCCGAAUGAUGCUCACAAAAGUCCGUGGCGCUCUCAGUUAUGCUCAUCUCAGAACUGUCAAUGGAGAACUUUGUCCAGAUUUUGAAAAAGCUUGUGAAAAGUUGGGUCUAUUAUCAGAUACUUCAGAAUGGAUACGUGUUCUGUCCGAUAUUUCUACUUCCAGAAUGCCACGGGUGAUACGGAGCACUUUCGUGUCAAUGCUCAUGUUCUGCGAAAUUCCAAGUCCAAUAGCUUUAUUCAAUUCGUCAUGGAAAUCAAUGGCUGAAGAUUACGCAUAUAGGCUAACGAAAGAUCUCAGAGAUCAAACUCAGAAGCCCAGUGAUGAACGACUACAAAACUGGGUACUCCGUGAACUGCAGGCUAUGUUGAGCUCUCAUUCAAUGACGCUUGAGGACUUCAAUCUCCCAACCCCAACUGAUGGUCCACAUGAAGAUGGAGAGAAUCCACUCAUUAACGAGCAUCUGGCUUUUGAUACUGACCAGCAGCAUGCACUAGCAACCUCUAUGCUACAUUCAUUGAAUCCUGAGCAAACUAAUGUAUAUACAUCUGUCAUCAGUUCAGUCCUCAACAAAAUGGGUCGGGCAUUCUUCCUGUAUGGUCACGAAGGUACUGGCAAAACGUACCUCUAUAAUGUCAUUGCAGCAAGGUUCAGGAGUUUGGGGAAGAUAGUUGUACUGGUUGCAUCAUCGGGAAUAGGAGCAACACUACUUCCCAAAGCGACCACUGCACAUUCAAGAUUCAAAAUUCCACUGAUUCUAGAUGCAACAUCGACAUGCCCUAUUAAACACAGAACAGAUUUAGCUGAUCUGUUAAAAGAAGCAUCCUUAAUCAUUUGGGACGAAGCACCAAUGACCCAUCGGCAGGCUUUCGAGGCAGUAGAUCGCAGUUUAUGCGACAUAUUGAAUGUUCCACUGAAUGGACAUCACUAUAAACCAUUCGGAGGGAAGAAAGUUCUCUUUGGUGGAGAUUUUCGCCAAACACUCCCAGUUAUAACUGAUGCUGGACGUGAACAGAUGAUUGAUGGCUCAUUAACUAGGUCCAAGCUAUGGAAUACUUUUAAAGUGAUGUGCCUAUCGACGAACAUGCGCAUAACAGCUGUCCACUCUGCUGACCAACAGCUAAUGCGUGGAUACACGUUUCCAGAAUGGGUCCUUGCCUUAGGAGAUGGGAGACUUAGAGCAAGAUCGUUCAGAGAAGAUGGGCCAUCAGAUUGGAUACAAAUACCAUCACUGUUCCUAAUUGAUCCCGGGGAUGACACUGUUAAAUCAAUCGCAGAUGAUAUAUAUGAUUUGUUUCCUGACAAUCACAGGGAUCCAGCAUACCUAACCAGCAGAGCAAUAGUGACGCCAACGAAUACGACAGUCUCUAGAAUCAAUGACUAUAUGCAGCAAAGGGUACAAGGUAACAUAAAAAAUAUUAUAGUUCAGAUUCACUGCAGUUAUCAACAGAAACAGCAGAUUCGUUUGACGAAAGCUAUCCGACAGAGUUCCUCAGUACUCUCACGUUCAAUGGAGUUCCAGACCACGAGCUUAUGUUAAAGGUAUGCACGCCAGUCAUGCUCCUGCGUAACUUAAACCCUACCCUUGGUUUGUGCAACGACACAAGUAUAGGUGUCAAUCGGGCGAGUUCGGGCUGGGUUCAAUCGGGUUCGGGUUCAAACGGGUUGCGGGUUAGUCGGGUUGCGGGUUCAUCGGGUUCGGGUUCAAACAGGUUGCGGGUUUGUCGGGUUGCGGGUUCAUCGGGUUCAGAUUCAAUCGGGUUGCGGGCGGGUCGGGUUGCGGGUUCAUCGGGUUUUGGGUCGGGCGGGUUGCGGGCGGGUCGGGUUUCGGGUUGUUCGGGCCAGCGCAUCAAGUAACUUAACUCAUUACUCAUUAUCAACUUACACAUUUUAUUACACUAAUUUAAAAUAUUUUCUCAACUUUUUAACCAAUUUAUUUCUACCUCGUAUACAUAUAUACUUUAUUUUUUUGAAAAAACUAGUCAAAAUGUUAAAUCAAUUUGUAUGACUUGCAAACUUGUUAUGUAAUUAAUCAUAAUUGGUAAAGUAUUAUAGCUAAUAGUAAUGGUGAUAUCAAUAUUUGCAACCAAAAGACACCGUUAAUUGUUUAUUUGAUAUUUUAGUAUUAAUUCAGUAGUAAUUGGAUUAAAGUAUCUCGUUUAGUAUAACCAUGCAAAUAUGGUAUUUGGUGUGUGGUAUUUGGCAAAAACAUAGUGAUAAAAGGAGUUAUUUCGAAAUAACUCAUUGCCCAAAUAACUUUAGUAAACUGUUGUCAAACGAGUUAUUUGUAAAAUUGUUCGAAUUAUCCUAAAAAUGGAACCAUUAAAGAUUAGCUGUCAAAUUUAGUAAAAUUAUUGUGACUUCAAUCAUAACUUACUCAAUAGCAUAUAUCCUAUACACUUAGCUUUACCCUCAAUCAACAAUAUUAAGUUAGUAUAUGUUGUUGAUUGUAUACCCUAAACCAUCAAUACAUUAUACACUAACCAUAUGUCCUUGAGUUUUGAUUUUGCUAGUAUAGUUAAUUUAAAAGUGAAAUUCAUACUUUGAUUUUCAAAACAUAGAUAAAAAGUGAUAUUUGCUAAUUGUUAUAUCCUAACCAUAUAUCCUAUACACCACAUACCUUGUACCCUAACCACGUACCAUAAACAUAAAUUAAAAAGGGAUCUCCUGCCGUUAAAGACUUCAAAUGACUUCAAGUGAACAUAUGCUAAUAAAAAGGGUUAUAGGUAUAAUAUGCCCCUCUACUAUGACGUAUUAUCAAACAUGCUCCUCUACUAUUUUUUACAUCAAAUAUGCCCUUGUACUUUGAAAAAAUUAUCAAAAAUGCCCUUCUGUUAAAAUUUUCAUUGAAAAAAUCGUCAAUCGUGGUUGAACCGAGAUUUAGAUGACCCGACAUCGGCAAAUGGGAGGAAAAAUGUUAGUUUUGUCCCAUGUUUUAUUUCACCGGGUCUUUUCAAAGUGAAAUUCUUUGAAUGAUUUGAUUAUACAAAAGAACGAAAAAAUUCUAAAGUGAAUUUAUUAUGGAUAUUUUAGUCAUUUGUGUCACCCAAACUAAAGUUCGGCCUUGGUUAACUGUUUUUGGAUGAAAAUUUUAACAAAAUGGCAUGUUUGAUCAUUUUUACAAAGUACAGGGACAUGUUUGAUGUAAAAAAUAAUAGAUGGGCAUGUUUGAUAAAACGUCAUAGUAGAGGGGCAUAUUAUACCUACAACCCUAAUAAAAAACUUAGAACCGU